This is a messenger RNA of Trematomus bernacchii (emerald rockcod), 9857 nucleotides long. It is a transcript of the gene ncanb, whose product is annotated as neurocan b. Gene Ontology annotation, biological process: cell adhesion. NCBI's taxonomy places the organism in Eukaryota, Metazoa, Chordata, Actinopteri, Perciformes, Nototheniidae. The coding region runs from base 299 to 4264 and encodes 1321 amino acids. The transcript is spliced from 16 exons. Gene Ontology annotation, molecular function: calcium ion binding; hyaluronic acid binding. The record is from RefSeq and is a predicted model, not a curated record.
AGGUGAGCACCACUUCGCGCUCUGCACUCAUCGCGGCUCCUCUCCGAAAGAAACGCGGACACUGUUCGAGACAUUCAUACCCUGCAUGCACAAGAGACCCCGUGACACCCGAUCAGUUUUGCGAAUCUGCUUCGUUUUCUGCCGCACUUGAAGUGCUUUUUACGCGUCGUUGGAUGGUUCAGCUCUCCGUAUCUGUGGCGCUAUAGCACCUGCACCGUAUCAGACCGACGCUCCUGUCAGGCUGCUGCAUCGCUCUACAUUCCUGUGGACCGGACCUCGUCUAAAAAGGUGCAGCAGGAUGCAGGGCGCUCUGCCUGGGUGUGGACUGCAGCCCCUGCUGGCCCUCCUUCUGCUUCAAACUGUGGGCUGUGGCGUAACCGACGCAGACACCAUGGUGAAUAUGCGGAAGGUGACCCAUCAGACCAUUAGCGAGGAGAUGUCCAAAACUGUUCUCCUCCCCUGCCUCUUCACCCUGCGCCCCGGGACCAGUUCAUCCCAUGAGCCCCCCCGGAUCAAGUGGACCAAGGUCUGGGGCCAGAGAGGCUCCGACGGCCUGCAGAAGGAGCAGUCGGUCCUGGUGGCUAAAGACAAUGUGGUCAAGGUGAAGAAGGCCUUUCAGGGUCGUGUGAUGUUGCCUGGUUACAAUAAGAACCGCUACAAUGCCAGUCUUGUUCUGUCAGGGCUGCGCUCCAGCGACUCGGGCCUGUACCGCUGUGAGGUCGUGGUGGGCAUCAACGAUGAGCAGGACACAGUUCCCCUGGAGGUCACAGGUGUUGUAUUUCACUACCGGGCCCCUCAUGACCGCUACGCCCUGUCCUUUGCUGACGCCAAGAGAGUGUGCGUGGAGAACUCGGCAGUCAUCGCAACACCAGGCCAGCUGCAGGCUACCUUUGCUGACGGAUACGACAACUGUGAUGCAGGCUGGCUGUCUGACCAGACUGUGCGGUAUCCCAUCCAGUCGCCACGGCCCGGUUGCUAUGGCGAUCGCGAGGACUCACCUGGAGUCCGUAACUACGGUGAUAGGUCACCCGAUGAGCUGUUUGAUGUCUACUGCUUUGCUAAGCAGCUUCACGGUGAAGUCUUCCACUCCACUGUGACGGAGAAGUUGAGUCUGGCCACAGCCUCCACCCACUGCCACACCCUGGGAGCCCAGCUGGCCACCGUGGGUCAGCUGUACCUCUCCUGGCAGGCCGGUCUGGACCAGUGUGACCCCGGCUGGCUCGCUGACGGCAGCGCCCGCUACCCCAUCAACGUCCCGCGGAAGAACUGCGGCGGAGACGAGCCCGGCGUGCGGACCGUCUACAACAAGCCCGACCGCACUGGCUUCCCUGACACCACGGCUCUGUACGACGCCUACUGCUACCGAGCCCACCACACAGAGGGGGUCCAGGCUGUGGAGGCGCAGGCUUUGUACCAGGGACCCGACCCAGCAGCAGAGCCCAUCUCUCCAGUCACUGAAGCCCAGCGUAGUGCUUCUUUAUCCAAAACCUCCACCUGGACUGGCCUGGUUGACUUGGACAGCGCAGGAGUCAGCUCCAUUGCUGGGAACAACGACUCCUCUGAGAUCUCUGAAGAGCACGUAGUCAUCCAUUUAAGACCGGAGGAGGUUUGGGAUGAAAAACAGGCGAGUCAACUGAGCCAGGAAGAGUCUGAAGGCCCAAAGAGCAGCAGCACCAUGAGCCUUCCAGACCAGGAGAACCAUGGGGGGUCUGCUCAUGAAGAAGAAGAUGGUGGCUAUUAUGGUUCAUCUGACACCCCAACGUUAUCCUCCAUAGCUUCGUCCACUCCCCAGUCACAGACUAGUAACAGUGUGUUGGCUGAGUUUAUGAACACUCUGGUAAGGCCCUUUAGGUAUUUGACAGCAGGUAAGGAGGUGGAGGAAAAGAGACUUUCAGUGCUUAAAGAAAAACAAGGGGAGAACCAGACACAGGGGGAAGCAUCCAGUAGCAACCCGAGUAGACCGAGACCAAGUGGAAACAAGGGCAGCAUGGACAAUGCUAUUCUGGAGGACAGGAGUUUAUCCUCCAGGCCUCCCACCAGUGGACUACAGGCUCCAGAGGAAGGUCUGUCUGAGCAGGAGAAAGAGGUGAUGCCACUGGUUCCAUUAGUGCCUGCAGUCCAAAAAGAUGACAACACUACCCAGCCCGGAGAAAAAACCUCCAGCACGUCUUCUAACAGCCCUCCAUCCAGCAGCAGUAACGGAUUCACUGCCACAGGUCCCAACGAGGGAUCACCACCCACUGAACAUGUCAUGGUAUCCGGGCCUCAGGGUCCCAGAGGUGGCCCUGCUUUCUCUUCAGACCCCAACAACCACUUUCGGUGGGCCAUCAAAUCCAUGCGUGCCCCUAAACUAGGUCCUCCUGGAAAGGCGCCGUUUUUAGGCAAACGCCCCACCUGGGAGCCUAUGGAAGCAAAGAGUGGGCCAGUCGAGGUGAUGACCCUGCCCACCUCCCUUCGACGGGACAUCCCUGAAAACUAUUCUGGUCAGGGGAAGGACCAGGAUGGAGAAGAUGUUAAUGCUGCCAGAGUGGCAUCAGGGGAGGAGAAGGAGAUGGAGGGGAGCGGUGAGGGGAGCAACUUUCCUGAUGGGUUUGGAUUGAAAGCCAACAAGACUUCACUCAGCCAGACUGAGGCUGUGACUGUGGCAGAACACACUACUCUCUCCUACUGGCAGCUGGUGCCACAGCCCACCACCACACCUUCAGACACAGCAGAGGAGGCCAGGGGAGAGAUCCUGUACGUCCACAGGCCCACCGACCACCUCUCCUCUGCUCCUUCUCGAAGAGGAGAAAGCAGUUCAAAUCCAGGUUUCACUGCUUUAUCUACAAAGAACAGCGAAGAAACCAGCGGAAAGGAAGUGGUGACAUCUACACCUGAAGCUCGUAUGGAGGUGCUGACAACCUCUGAAGUGACCACAGUGGAGCUUCUGACAACCAGAGACACGCAGAGGACGGACCCUACCACCACAGCAACCACCACAGAAAACUCCUCAGAGAGCGCCACCACCGAGGAGUCGUCUAUAUCCAUCUCAUGGGUUCAGGAAGACCGGGAGAAAACAACACCCAACCUCUCAGCGACUCCCGCAACCGGCGACGGAUCUCAAACGACUACGGGCGUCGUUCAGUUGACCACUUUUGCAUCUGACUCUAACGUUGGCGCCACACAAAUGGAAUCCAGGUCUGCCGUGUCUGAGUCCUUCGUGGUGGGAAGUCGGUGGACACCUUUCAAAACCCCAAAGUCAGAGGACCAUAAAACGACGAAAGACAACAAAGACACAAACAACCCUUUCGGCAUGCUCAUACCCAACUGGGCCUUCGGACUCGUCCCAUCAGUGGAGAAUAACCCAUGCCAGACCAACCCGUGUCUCCAUGGAGGGAGCUGCCUGCAGGAGGGGGAUGGCUAUAGCUGCUACUGUCCUCAGGGCUACUCUGGAGAGAGCUGCGAGAUCGACAUUGAUGACUGCCAGUCUAACCCAUGCCAGAAUGGAGGAACCUGCAUCGAUGAGAUCAACUCCUUUGUGUGUCUUUGUCUGCCCAGCUACGGUGGAGCGACUUGUGAGAAAGACACUGAGGGCUGCGAGCACACAUGGAGGAAGUUCCACGGUCACUGCUACAGGUACUUCAGCCGGAGACACACCUGGGAGGACGCUGAGAAGGACUGCAGGGAGCACAGCGGACACCUGGCUAGUGUCCACAGCCUGGCCGAGCAGAACUUCAUCCGAGGUCUAAGCCAUGACAACACAUGGAUCGGGUUAAAUGAUCGCACAGUGGAGGACGACUUUCAGUGGACCGACAAGAUGGAUCUGCAAUAUGAGAACUGGCGUGAGAACCAGCCGGACAACUUCUUUGCUGGAGGAGAAGACUGCGUGGUGAUGAUCGCUCAUGAGAACGGCAAAUGGAACGACGUGCCAUGCAAUUACAAUCUGCCCUACGUCUGCAAGAAGGGAACAGUGCUUUGUGGCCUCCCGCCCAGUGUGGAUAAUGCCUUCCUGAUUGGUCGGAAACGCUCCCACUAUGACAUCCACUCAGUAGCGCGUUACCAGUGUGCCGACGGCUUCCUGCAGCGCCACGUGCCCACAGCCAAGUGCCGCGCCAACGGGAAGUGGGACCGGCCCAAAAUCAUCUGCACAAAAUCCCGGCGAGCCCACCGCUACCGCCGCCACCACCACAAGGGGAGGAGGGAGCGCAGGAAGCACAAGAAGCACGGCCACAGAGAGGGGGGGCACCACGGGGGGGAGCAGGGCCACAACCACGCCCACGUCUGAACCAAAAACCCGCUUUCCUACUUUCUCCUCUGCUGCCAACUGCGGUUUGCCUGUCGUCCUUUUCCUCCUGCCCAAUUCCCCCAAACACUACUUUACAUCUUACAGCUCAAAACUCAAAGCCCCCCUCCCUACACUGCACUGCCCCUUCCUCCCCCUUCAGCUCCACCCCUGGCUUUCUGAGUCAGCCUGUACCAUAGUCAGCUCUAAGGCCUGCAGAGAUGCUGUGAGGUGUCACCGGGACAAUAUCAAAUCCCUUUGUACUCGUUUUACUUUCUUUUCUCUGUUCUCGUCUUACCUUUUCCGUCUCCCCACCUUUCCUCCAACUCGACCCAGUUACACUCCCCCCCCUCCCGAGCUCAACGACGACCUGAAACACGGGGCUACGCUGACCUGUUUUUGAGAAAAAAAGGAAAAAACCUUUGAGAUCCACACCGAACAUUCUUCGGAGAGAUGGUUUUAACUAUAAAUAGGGACGACAUCACUGAAAAUGCCGUGUCAGAAUCAGACGAGUCAAGGGAGACAUCCGUGUUGUUGACUUUGAGCCUUUUGUCUGUUGAACACAUGUUAUUUUUUACAAAUACUCAGUGUUUAUUUCUGCUGCUUUUGGUUCCUUCUUUGUAAGACAUUGUACUUGACUUAAAGCGACUUCUUCUGAAACGGAUGUAAUAGAUUUUCUUUGAAUCAGAGGCAGUUGUAAUUGAAUUAUUUGAUUGUUAGCGUUGUAUCUUCUUGUCAGUGUGAGACAGUUACUUUAGAUCAGAUGCUUAAACCCCCAGAGGAAAAUGGAAAACACAUUGCGUAUCAAUUCAGUCUCAUCAAACAUCAGUCGCAUUCAGAAGUGUCGAUCUCACAGAGCUCUUGUUGUGUCAGACAUCCAUCCCCGACAUGUUCGAGGGUUAAUUGAAACCUUUGAUGUCAGUUUGUCUCAACCCAGCUCAGCAAUCCUAUGUUUGCUUUUGCCUUUUCUGAUAGUUUGUGUCUCACUAAGAACAUGUGCUGUGACUUAAUGAAGUCGAUGCGGCAGGUCAAAGCUCCUCUAACUCAUUGACAGAGUUUCACGUCUUUGGUCUGAUAAGGAAAAAAUGAUGCUACCAGCCCGGCAUGAGAGACACAGAGCUGGUUAUAUUUCAGUAGCCGCCUCAUAAGUCAAGAACAAGAUAUGACAUGCCCAAACACAUGUCCUUUUAAAAUAACUAUUGUGUUUAGCUGUCUUAAAAAAUAUCCUAAAACAAAACUGAUUCUGUAAAUUAAGUGAGGUAAUACUUCCCUGUUUUAGUGCUUUUUCUAUUGUGUUUGAAAUGUUUUAGAGUGUACCUGCUAAACGCUACAUCAUGUACACAGGCUAACUGUCUCUGUCUCUUCAUGUAGCGACAUUCAGUUAUUUACAAUGUAUAUUGAUAUAUACAGCUCCCUGUUUGGCUAGAAACUACACUGAUGAGAGCGGUGAAUCAAAACAAGUUAGGAGCCACAAAACCAAAACAAUAGGACGAAAGAGGCUAAAACGCUCCAUGAAGCUAAGGGGAACUACAGUCUGUGGGAUUGAGUUGCUACAAGCAUUACCUUUUACAUUACAAUUUGUCAUAUGAUCUAUUGUUUAUAUAAGCGCACUAGAGCCGUGCGUGCGUGCGUGCGUGCGUGCGUGUUUAUGAUUGAGCGUGUUGACAGUGGCUGAGGUCCCAGAGGAUGAUGAUAGAGAGGGUCGGCAGAGAUUAAGGUUUCGACACCUGUGCUCGCUCCUCUGCGUGUCCUGCUUUUCAGAGAGGAUCCAGACGGAUAAAACAAGCGCCUUGCUCUCCUCCUCUUUCCCUUUUGACUGCGGGUUAAAUUGGUGUUUUUUAAAGCCAGCACUUGAGGUUAAGGCUGCUGGGAUUACGUCCCAAACACUGACUCCAGCACUUUUAUCCUUUCAGCUUCUCCUCGUCUCACUUUACUGCUUUUCAUUUAUCUUCCCCACUCCACAUUCUUUUCACUGUCGAUGAGUUUUUACAAUAGAAAAGUAGCAGAAGGACUUACAUCCAGUUUUACCAGCUCUUUAUUGGUGUAAGACUAACGUUGGUGUUUUUCAGCCUCGUUUCAUGUAUCUCAUAAAGAGAACAGGAUCGGGUAAGAGAUUCCACCCUGUGCGCAUGAAUUCCCUGCCUUUGUUUGUCCCUCCUCACCUUGGCAAUGACAACACUCCUCCUCACGGAGAAGAGUGAACCUACACCUCCGUAUCAGGUUAAUUAAUCUGCUGCAUGCCUAAUUAACAAGUUACAUUAUCUGCAGAGCUGUGGUGACGGGGGAAGGGUUAGGGUGACGGACAGGAGACCCAGAGAACUGUCACAGCCGUCCAGCGUCUGUCGUCUGAGAUGUCAGGCUGCAACGGACCCCUUUUUUUUUCUAUCUGUCAUGAAAAAUGGAUGGAGCACUGGUAGUUGAAUGAAAGGGCACACAGAAGCCCCUCUCACUGUUAUUCAAAUCAGAGCAGAUGUCAAGAGACAGUGUCAUUACUGCUGUGUAAAGAUUCAGCUGUGUGACGUUUCAAACUUUCCAAAACUUUAUGGAGUGAAAAGCAGAAUUGUGGCCGGAGAGCAUGAGGAAAUGAGAUGAAAAUAGAAUAGAAUUGGACAACUAAUAAGCUAAGAUAAAAACAUAAUCUUUGUGUAUGUUUAAGUGAGCAACUGAAGUUGAAUCUGCUGUUAUAUCUUGUCUUCUACUUCUGCAAAGAUUUCGAGCUUUCUAAAAAGACACCACAGAUUUAUGCUUAAUAAGUUGUUAUGAAAGGAUUUCCCUCAGAUGAUGCAUUCUUUUUUUUGUUAAACUCUAAAAAAGUUUGACUUCUACAACAAAGGAGCCUAAAUGUGUGUGUGGGCUGUGUGUGUUGUGUUGUUUGCUUUUGGCCCAUCCUCUGGGACUGCUAUGUUGUUUUCUCUUUCUCUUGCUUUUCUUAAAAAUGCCAACCUUUUCCUCACAGCUUCUGUCCAACACUCUUUUCAUUGAAUUAAUGCAAAAAAAACACACAUUUCCACACACUCAUUUCUGCUCUUCAAACUUCAAACACACUGACCCUCGCGCUCAGAAGUGUCUUUGCUUUUCCUCCUUUUCAUCUCCUUGGCUCGCUCCCCUCUCCUCUCCUCUCGGUCUCUCUCGUGGAAGCCCUGAGGGCAGCAGAUACACAGAGACCGGGCUUUUUAAUUGUGAGUCUUAAUUGUGAAGAUGAGUGACUUACCGGAGGCUUCUGCCAGCUGAACCCCGGCUCUGCAGCCUGAGGGGAGCAGCAGGCCAACCAUUGGACGCCUCUGCAGCCAGCAGGCCUCUUCUCAGGCUCUGCCACCUCUCCUAACUGUGAACGGGUUAUUCCUCUUACUCACAGCUCAAGUAUUCAGCAGAGAGGAGAUAACUGUGUGACUGUUUUACCCUCUAGAUAGCACCGACGGGAGCACAGCUUGUUUAAAUGAGUUAGUAAAUGUGUGUCUGGUUGCAUCAUUGUGACAGAAUUUACUUUGGGUGCGCUUGUGUCUCAACAGCAGGUAUUUGCAGCGUUCAUUAAUAUUAAUAUAACUCACUGAAAAACACAACACAACAAAUACAAAAUGUCAUAGUGAGAGGAAAAACCUGGAAGAGGGUUAUACAACUCUGACUUAAAACCUCAGUAUGAAAUUAAAUAAUAGAGAACAACAACAAAAAACUAAUUAGACCUCCUCGAAGUGAAUAACAAGUACCUUCCAGGCAUCUAAAUGAAGAGAGAAGAAGAUCACAAUCACCUGAGUGAUGAAUGUGUUUUUUUAUAUCACUUGAUUUUCUUUGUGAUGGUGAUUUGACAAUGCCUGACAAAGCUCUCUGUUAGGUCACUGCAAAAAGCUCGGGGCUCUUGAUGCGGUGUGUGGAUACUUUGCCUGAUUCACAUCUUUAAAUAGAUGAAAUGCAAGCGAGUAGAAAUUGAUCGAUGGUUAAGUCCCCUUCAUUGUUUUCAAUGUAGUUCCAACUUGAGUUUCUCUCAUGGGAAAAUAUCUGUUUGAUAAUAGUGGAAGAUGAACCACUGAAAACGUGUGUAUACUUUGAAACAAUAAGCCUUACAGACAGGCGUUACUCUUAGCUCCUGUGGCUGUAAUUAUAACGCCACACUCUUUGUCUGCUUAGCAUACAGACUUGGACAAACAAGACAAAAGAUCAAUUUCUUGUUUUACCAUUGGCAUUUUUAAACAUUGUUUCAGUUUAAGAGAAAUGGCUUUGUGUUUGGCAAAUGUAAAACUAAGGUAGCUGGGAUGCAAAAUUGUAGGAAAGCGGAAUAGAGAGAAAGCAUCCAAAAUCAAUGGAUAUGCCAGUCGGGAACAGGGUUUUCUUCUUCUUUAAUUGUUCUUCUUUGUUUUAGCGAAAUCUCUAACCCUCAGUUUGAAGUAACGUCAGGUGAGGUUACAACGGUUUGUACUUAGCUAGUUAGCUGAACAUGCUAACGAAUGCAUCUGAAGUUUGAGUGAACAAAGAGACCCCAUUCCUUACAUUGUGUCUUUCAUUUUGAAACAUUUCUGUGUGUAUGUGUGCGGGCCUUUGUGCAAACAGUGUUAAAUCAAACUUGAGAAUCUCUGUUGCCCACGUGAACUGUAACAACUGUCAGUGACUGUACACCUGAUGCAUUCAAAUGCUCCUCUCAUCGCCAAUGACAACCUGAUAAGAGCGGUGAGGGCUGCUGUCCUCAGUCGCACACAGACAGACUAUUGAUUUCGUGAUUACGCUGUCUGUCUUGGCUUUCUAUUAAGACUGUCGAUGGCAUUGACGGCACAAUAGCGGCGACUGACCGCUGGACGUUUUCUAAAAGACAUCGACUGCUAAUGCUGCCUUUGCUUAAUUUGCAUCAAUAUCCUCAUCCCAUCAGACUAAACAAAAUUAUGUUCAACCUGUUGACAUCGCCUCUUCACUGUUCAGCAUCUAAAGCACAGGUACUAGUGCUGUUUCUAUGACAUCGUCUCUGUCUGAAAUUGAGCCGAGACGAUUUAUCAUUGACGGGAAACCUUCUGCAUUCUGCUGGGAUGGAUGAAUGGGAAGAUGUUUCAGUGAGAGAAUGAGAAAUGAAAGAGACAAACGCAGAGCAGAAAUCAAUGACCCACUCCUUCUCCUCUGUGAUGUAAAUACUCUGAGGUUUUCCUUUUUUAGAAAAUCCAUUUAGACUCUGGGUGUGUUUUUUGCAUAUAGCCUCUGUGGACCAUAUUCAUACAGCCUCAGUGGAUCCAAAAAGAGGCAUCUCCCUCCUCUAGUUUCUCCCUUCUGCUCACACACCCUGCUGUUUUUAACCGCUGCAUCAGUAAGACAAAACAAAGACAUUCAACACACACUGCAGGACAUCCAGAAGUGAGAUGAUGCUUCACGCAGCAGAGACAUUUCACUUCUUUGGCUCUUUUCCCCGCACAACAUUCUGUAGCUUCCUGUGUGUUCAUGUCGACUGUGAUCCCAGACAAAUAUAACAGCAACUGAGCCCGUCUACGGCUGUGUGAAGGUGGUCCACAAGUAUUUAUCCAUAUUUAUUGAUGUAUGUUCUUUAUGAAUUCCAGUCCUGUCAUUGUAUUAUAUUCUUUACAAGACAAAUGAUCAUUAAAGAAACCCUUGUUUGGAUCUGUAA